AUGCCUGUACCUACAUGUCAGGAGCAGCGUCAGCAAGACUCUUCGGUAGCCGAACCAGCGAAUAAUCGAACGUGGGACAUAAUAGCUAUGAUCCGUGCAGCUGCCUCCGAGCUCCUUCAAGACGAAGCAUCGGACGAAGAAGUCGCUAGUAUCCUCGCUCGGAACCUGGAUGAGAUGAUUGAGAUAGCCAAGGGGGAUAACGAAUUCUCGCCAGAGGAUAUCCAACAGAUGAAGCAGUUCCUGUCUGACAACGGUUUCUACGAACACUGUCCAGGGGAAGGAGAAGACUCCGACACAGACUCCGAAAACGGACCAACAUGCUGUGAAAGACACUUCCAAGAAUGGUGCAAGGCUGAGGCAAGAGCCUCAGCCUCAGCCUCAGCCACCACCACCGUGACCAACUCUCACGAAGCGAAACUCACAGCUCUCUCCGCAGCAGCCAGCCAAUGGCUCGAGCUUCUCGAGAAACUCAUAGACGCAUGGAAUAUCUACGCACGAAUCGACCUGUACCUCCAAACAUUAGCUCAAACUCGUCCUGCGUUUGCUAAUGCAAAGACACUCUUGAGUAUGCUUCAUGCUCUUCCUAAGCUUCCUCGCCCUACAUGGAGUGGGCCUUCUUCUGCAUUGUCUGAUGGACGUCCGAUGGAUCCUCGGAAUAUUAUGGUGCAGGUGAUACAUAGUAUCGUUUGGUCCUCAAAUGGCGUGAUGCUCUUCCCGAAUGAUAUUGUUGAGAUCUUUAGUGAGGAUAUUAAGCGGUUUAGUGGAACUGUUAAUGUGCAGAAGGUGAUAACUCCAGAGCAAAGAGUGCGACUAGAACGAAUCAGGAGUUUCUUCUCCGAAAAGAAGAAACUCCUCUACCACACUCCCAAAUCCAACAAAUCCUUAUUCAAAGCCUCGAACAGCAAUAAUCGAAAGGCUGUAGUAUUAGAAGCGUACCACCUCAUUUCGAGACUGGCAGACUUCUACACGCCUUUCACGGAGCCUGAAUUCGUUGAGGCGUUGAGUGUUUUAAGACAGUUAAGGAGAGAGCUUCAGAAGGAGUUGAAUUGUGUGAUUCCAGAGGCGGAUUUUAUGAUGAAACCCGCCCAAAACUGUGACGAGGGAUCAACGCAAGAUUGGAGCGAAUUCUGA
Messenger RNA from Fomitiporia mediterranea MF3/22, 1131 nucleotides. RefSeq lists its product as uncharacterized. The coding region runs from base 1 to 1131 and encodes 376 amino acids. The transcript is spliced from 5 exons. NCBI's taxonomy places the organism in Eukaryota, Fungi, Basidiomycota, Agaricomycetes, Hymenochaetales, Hymenochaetaceae. The record is from RefSeq and is a predicted model, not a curated record.